CUCAAUCUUUCUUAGUUAUCCAUUGCUCCUUUUUUCACUAUUCUUUCUGUUCGACCUUUGAUUUAAGCGUAUUUGUUCAACACUAACCUUUAUUCCGAGAGAGAUGGAGAGAUCAGAGUCAUCCGUUGAACAAAUUCAGCCUCCAACUUACGGAAACUUUGUGACCAUUCUCAGCAUCGAUGGUGGUGGCAUCAGGGGCAUCAUCCCCGCCACCAUUAUUCAUUUCCUUGAGUCUCAGCUUCAGGAGUUGGAUGGUCCAGAGGCAAGUCUUGCAGAUUAUUUUGAUGUGAUAUCGGGAACAAGCACGGGAGGUCUUGUAACAGCUAUGCUAACCGCUCCAGACAGCAACAAGCGACCACUUUUUGCUGCCAAAGACAUC
Messenger RNA from Vigna umbellata (rice bean), 379 nucleotides. The record is from RefSeq and is a predicted model, not a curated record. NCBI's taxonomy places the organism in Eukaryota, Viridiplantae, Streptophyta, Magnoliopsida, Fabales, Fabaceae.